UCUCUCUGAUAAAUAAAUAAAAAAUCUUUAAAAACAAAACAAAACAAAACAAAAAAAACACAGAAUUCAGUUCCUGAGCAACUUUGGCCCUACAAGCAAUAAUGCCACUAGUUGGCAGUUAAUUCUCACAAAAGUAGAUGAACCAGACAAUCAUGUGUACCCAGAAAAAAAGUGACUAAGGGAGGAGCGAAGGAUCAAAAAGGGAAUGAGUUAACAAAACGCCACGUAGUUAUUUGCAAACUAGCACAAAGGUGAAUGUGGUUCAUGAAGCUCGCUUGAUUCAGAAGGGCUGAAAUAGGGGCAAAGAGCAAAAGACAACCAACAGCGAAAGCAAGGAUUCAUGGGGAACAGGCAAACAUGAGCAGUUAUUUAGAUUGAUCUACAUCACUGGCCUGUUAGCUGUGAAAGAAGAAUCAGCCAAAGGGAGUGAUUUAAAAUCCACUGCAGGUGAUUGACCAGCACUGCUUCUGCAACAAAAGCCUAGACUCAACCACAUCUUGGGAAGAGAAUGGCCACUACCUGGGGGGCAGCCUUUCUCAUGCUGGUGGCAUCCUGUGUUUGCAGCACUGUCUUCCACAGAGACCAGCAGACUUGGUUUGAGGGUGUCUUCCUGUCUUCCAUGUGCCCCAUCAAUGUCAGUGCCAGCACAUUGUAUGGAAUUAUGUUUGAUGCAGGGAGCACUGGAACGCGAAUUCAUGUUUACACCUUUGUGCAGAAAAUACCAGGACAGCUUCCAAUUCUGGAAGGGGAAAUCUUUGAAUCUGUGAAGCCAGGACUUUCUGCUUUUGUAGAUCAACCAAAGCAGGGUGCUGAGACUGUUCAAGGACUCCUAGAGGUGGCGAAAGACUCAAUCCCCCGAAGUCACUGGAAAAGAACACCAGUGGUCCUGAAGGCAACAGCAGGACUGCGCUUACUGCCUGAACAGAAAGCCCAGGCUCUGCUUUUUGAGGUAAGGGAAAUCUUCAAGAAGUCACCUUUCCUGGUACCAGAUGACAGUGUUAGCAUCAUGGAUGGAUCUUAUGAAGGCAUCUUAGCUUGGGUUACUGUGAAUUUUCUGACAGGUCAGCUGCAUGGCCACAGCCGGGAGACUGUGGGGACCCUGGACCUGGGGGGGGCCUCCACCCAAAUUACGUUCCUACCCCAGUUUGAGAAAACCCUGGAACAAACCCCUAGCGGCUACCUCACUUCAUUUGAAAUGUUUAACAGCACUUAUAAGCUCUAUACACACAGUUACUUGGGAUUUGGAUUGAAAGCUGCAAGACUCGCAACCCUGGGAGCCCUGGAAACAGAAGGGAUUGAUGGACACACUUUCCGAAGUGCCUGUCUACCAAGAUGGCUGGAAGCAGAGUGGACCUUUGGGGGUGUGAAAUACCAGUAUGGUGGCAACAAAGAAGGGGAAAUGGGCUUCGAGCCCUGCUAUGCUGAAGUGCUGAGUGUGGUCCAAGGCAAACUUCACCAGCCAGACGAGGUCCGGAAGAGCUCCUUCUAUGCUUUCUCUUACUACUACGAUCGCGCUGUGGACACAGACAUGAUUGAUUAUGAAACGGGGGGUGUUUUAAAAGUUGAAGAUUUUGAAAGAAAAGCAAGGGAAGUGUGUGAUAACUUGGAAAACUUCACCUCGGGCAGUCCGUUCCUGUGCAUGGAUCUCAGUUACAUCACAGCCCUGUUGAAGGACGGCUUUGGCUUUGUAGACAGCACCGUCUUACAGCUCUCAAAGAAAGUGAACAACAUAGAGACAGGCUGGGCCUUGGGGGCCACCUUCCACCUGCUGCAGUCCCUGGGCAUCUCCCACUGAGGCCAAGCCCUUCUUCUGAGGACUGCAUUCUCCAACAACCUUUCUAAAAGUAGGAGAAAGGACUCAGUCAUGUUCUGAGCCAGUCUGAGGAUAGCCUGGCCUGAAGCCUCGCAGCUGGAUUCAUCAGGUAGAAGGGGCUUUUGGACGCAAGUCUUGCCCUUGAGUCUAGAGAUUUGGGACUCAUUAAUUUUAUACAUUUAAUGUGAACUGUUGACCUAACCACUCUGCUUGCACAGCUGGCACCAGAAUCUAAAGCUUUGAGAUUCUUCGUGUGUCACAAAGCCAAAAGCGCUUUGGAACUUAACCUUGGAGAGCCUAGGGACAGGUCCUUGGGAACCAAAGAAAAAUCUCAUUUCAACCCUUUGAGUGCCUCAUUCCUUUGAACAUACUCUUUUUCCUCUUCCAUGUUAAACUAAGCCCACUGAUUGCAGUCUCAUGAGAGGUCAACACCAGUAUUUUUCUCCUCCUCAUACACAUUGCUGUGUCCCGCCUUUAUUUCCACCCAGCUCCCCUAAAAAAGAGAAAGAAGAAAAUGUCUGCUUUUGCUUUUCAUGUGUAACUCAAGGGGGGAAAAGGUAACGAAUCUGAAAUUAUGUGAUCCUGCUUUCUGCCAUUUCCAGCCAGACAGCUGAGAGGCAUCCUAAAUCUUGGCGAGAUGGGAGGGCAGCUCCUAGCUGUGCGGACCCCAUCUUAGAAACAGAGGACAGCCAGUCUCUAAGGACAAGGUUUGGGAGGGGUGGCUUCCUUGAAUAGACCACCCUCUUUAAUCAACUUUUAAUCGACACCCUGGGAUUAACUACCACAUCCAACUUCACAGGACUGUGUGUGUGUUCAGCGCCCAUACCUCCUCCCAGGGCUAAUGCAUUUAAUUUCUCAUCCUAAAUGUGUUUUCUUUGUAUUUCUAAGAUCUGGCCUCUAGAUUUUGGUCACAGCUCCUUUCAGGUUGUCCUUUUAUUCUCCAUUAUUUAGCAGUACCUCUUACUGCCCUGGUGCUGAUCAUUUUAGCUAACUUCCUGUAAAUUGUUUGCCUAGUUCCACAGUUUCUGAGAUCCUUCUUGGUGGUACCUAAUGUUUGAUUUGGUUGGACAUUUGGGCCCACAUCAGUAUGGUGGAUUUUCUUUCUGAGUUUGAGUGCUCAGAACUCUUGAUUCUAUGAAUUAUUUUCCCUAAAAGUCAUUAUCUUGGUUUUUUUUUGUUUUUGUUUUUUUUAACAUGACCAUUAUCUGCUGCUUCUCUACCCACUCGAGUGCUCUUGGACUUGAAAGAGCUUUCUAAAAUCUGUCUCUUUUGCCUUGGCUCCUUGCCUCCAGCUUUUUCCCAAUACAGUUUAUAUAAAUCUCCCCAAACUUGUAGCCUUCACAGUAGAUUCUUUCAUAUCCUUCAGAAAAGAUGGUAAUAUACCUGGCCCUCACAUUAGCUCCUGGGGAACCUUAUUUUUUAGUCUUUCCAUUGAGUCAGUAUUUGACAUCUGGUAUGUGCAAGUAACUUGGCAAAUUUCCAUAUCUUUAUCCCCCAAAUUUUAGUUAUUUUUAAAUAGGUUGUGGAAUUUCUUCAGAUUCUUCCAACUUUUACUAUACUGAUGUCACCUUUACUACCUGUUGUCUUUCUCAAAAAUGCUACAUAAUGAAAUAAUAGAAUCUUUAGGAUUAGGAACAGCCAAAGUUCAAACCCAAUCUUAUGCCCAUUGAAGAAUUCCCUCAACAUAUCUGACUGGUUAUCAUUCAGCUGCUGUUUAGGGAUGUGUUCAGAAGCUCACUCCAUUUUUAGACUACACUGAUGUUUGAAAGAAAAUCCCCUUUAUAUUGAGCUCAAAUUACCUAUCUUCUCAGUGGUCUUAGUUCUGCUCUAAUCCCUCCUUCCACAACUUUUCAGUCCUUUGGGAAAGCUCCCAAGUCCUUUAUGGUCUCUUCUUUAACAUACCAUAUGGCUUCUAGACCCAUCUUUAUCCAAAAAAUUAGGGUGUUAGAACCAGUCAUCAUACACUAAAUGUUGUUUCAUAUGAUCAGGGAGAGAGACCAUUUCCUCUAGUAGAAACCAACUUGUUUUCCGAGAGGUAAACUGUGUUCACUGGACUCGUCCAGCUUGAUGGCCCAGAGAGCUAAGAUCCCAUGGUGUUUGCCAGCACAGCUUGUCUCCGAAGCCUAUGAACACGGGCCGGGUACUGUUCGGCAACUCCUUUGACCAUCCCAGGUACCUUCAGAAAUCUUGGGUAGAUGCAGUAAAAUUCCAGAAGUGUAUCUACAUAUAUUCUGAUUAUCUUGAUGAGAAUAUCUAGAGAAUUAAUUUAUCCAUUUUAGGAGCAGUUUGGAAUGAGAAUUUUUAUUUCUUAGAAAAACCAAUUUUUCUAUAAUUGUCCUUAUUUCCCCUUAGUGUACCUUUUGGGCCUCUUGUUAAGGGGUCCUACAGAAUCUAAUAUUGCUGGUUGUUCCCUCUCUAUAAAUGUGUUUUAAUGUUUCUAAUACUAAGGACAUGGCCAGGCACGAGUGGAUGUUCUGUGUUUGUUACCAUCACUAUCAAACGAAGAACAUCCUCUGUGGUUCGUGGAGGUCCUUGCAAAGUGUGCCUUAAAUUCUUCCUGUCUUGCCGGAUUUGGUUCGUGUACUUGCAGAGUCCAUGAUAUCCCUACCUUGGUGGGCUACCUUUCUAUAUUUUGUUUAAAAUGACCUUUUUUUCCCCUACAGUGACCUUUCUGGACUCUGCCUGUACUCACAUGGCUUUUCACGGUAAUUGCCCUAUUCUGUCUGGGCACAUUUCUCCUGAGAUCACAGGAAGGUUCAUGACUGUCACUUUUUUAGCAUCUUAAAAAUAUUCUGCUUUUGCCUGUAAAGCUACCCCUGUGGUAACAGAUUUCUCAUUCCUUCAAAAAUUAUUCUAAAAAUAGCUUAGUUUGGCCCAAAAGCAGACUGUUUCUUCUCAUUUCAUCUUCAAAUCAGACUUUUGGGCAAGGUGUUUUUUACAGUGUACAAAUCCAGUGGAUGCACAAAUCUCUUUAAAAGGAUUCUCUAGUACUGUGAAGUGAGGUUUUUCAAAAACCCAAAGCAAGAUACCCCUUCCCUUGCAAGUCAGCCACCCGUCUGCAGCCACACGUGAAAACAGAUUCUGCUGCUAAUUGAAUUUCCUUUUUGACCUGGUUCCUUUUGUCAGACCUGUGCAAUUAAAUUAUUUAUUGUUUUAUUACAGAACAGCCAAUAGUGUCCCAGAGAGAAACCAUAAAUAAAAUUGAAACCUGGUGCUGUGAUAAGGAAAUAAUUAACAUUAAGAAGAUUUCUUUUUCAGAAAGUCCCAUGCGCACCUUUAACAAAGGUUAAAGUAAUUUAUGUUUCAUCUGCAUUGCGUUAGGAAUUUUAAAAGAGCAAUUUUAACAAAAAUGCAUGAAUUUGGUAUUUUUAAUUUUUAUCUUCAUUAGAAGGCAAUUGUGUAAGUUUAUGACUGGCAUUAAAAAGAAUUACAUAAAUCUUUUUUUAUUAUAUAA
Messenger RNA from Neogale vison (American mink), 5267 nucleotides. RefSeq names its product ectonucleoside triphosphate diphosphohydrolase 5 (inactive) (gene ENTPD5). Gene Ontology annotation, molecular function: UDP phosphatase activity; GDP phosphatase activity. The record is from RefSeq and is a predicted model, not a curated record. Gene Ontology annotation, cellular component: membrane. The transcript is spliced from 15 exons. NCBI's taxonomy places the organism in Eukaryota, Metazoa, Chordata, Mammalia, Carnivora, Mustelidae. Gene Ontology annotation, biological process: nucleoside diphosphate catabolic process. The coding region runs from base 509 to 1795 and encodes 428 amino acids.